This is a messenger RNA of Verruconis gallopava, 3332 nucleotides long. RefSeq lists its product as uncharacterized. The record is from RefSeq and is a predicted model, not a curated record. Gene Ontology annotation, molecular function: sequence-specific DNA binding; DNA-binding transcription factor activity, RNA polymerase II-specific; zinc ion binding. Gene Ontology annotation, cellular component: nucleus. Bases 35 to 3211 code for a protein of 1058 amino acids. The transcript has 5 exons. Gene Ontology annotation, biological process: positive regulation of transcription by RNA polymerase II; DNA-templated transcription. Lineage: Eukaryota; Fungi; Ascomycota; Dothideomycetes; Venturiales; Sympoventuriaceae.
CAAUUCCAAAGACUCGUCAUUCUCCUCGCGGAACAUGGAAGGAGUUGUGCCUGAGAACCCCAGUCAAGACGAAGGCCAGCAACCGGACAACGCCCCCCAAGACGCUCUUGACGACGUUGUUGCGCGCAGCAGCGCCCACCCCACUCCGCACGACAGCCCUGCUUUGUCACCGGUAGCGGAAGAUGCUGAGGGCAGCCAGAAGCCGCCAGCCCCGUUGCAGAAGCGCAGGAGAGUGACGCGCGCAUGCGACGAGUGCCGAAGGAAAAAGAUUAAAUGUGACGGCAAGCAGCCAUGCACCCAUUGCACCGUGUACGGAUACGAAUGCACCUACGACCAGCCUUCGAAUCGACGUCGCAACACCGCGCCUCAGUACAUUGAGGCCCUUGAGAAGCAACUGGCGCGCGCAAAUGCUAUUCUCAAGACCGUGCUGCCCGGCGCUGACCUGAACGACCCGACGCUCGAGGCCAAACUCCAGCAGGGCCUGUUGGUGGUAUCCCCAACCGUUGCCUCUCCGCCAAGCAACACUUUCGCCAGUCCGUGUCCUGAACAGAAUGGCUUGGCAGAGAUACCGACCGACGCGCAGCUCGAGUCCAUGGUCCGCUCUACUGGCCAACUUGACUUGGACGAGCAAGGCCACCUGGAGUACCAUGGGCAUUCCUCUGGCCUGAGCUUCGUCAAAAGGAUGCGAGAGCAGCUUGGAGACAUGAUGGGUCCGGAGGGCCGGGCCACGCCGUUUGUGAAGACCAACCGUCCGCUUUCUCAAGUUUUCGACUCGCCACGGUCUGCCACGGACUCUCCGUGGGACAGCGGCCUGGAGCUACCGUCGAAGGAAGAGGCGCGUGCCCUGUGCGAAAAUGCCAUUGAAGACGCUGGCGGAUUGCUACGCGUGGUGCACUAUCCGAGCUUCAUGAAGCAGCUCGACGACGUGUACGAGAUCUCCAGUGAGCAUUACAGCAACGAGGAGAACGUGUUUUUACCGUUGCUAUAUUCGGUCCUUGCCCUUGGGACCUUGUUUGCUAGGGACGAUCAAGGGGAGCAAGAGCUGGACAAGAAGGGCUACGAGUCGGCAAUUGCCGAAGGGUUCAAGUACUUUCGUCUGGCUAGAUCGAUGAUGGACAUAGCCGACUGUCGAGAUCUGCGCCAAGUCCAAGCGCUGGUCUACAUGAUCCUGUUCCUGCAGGCUUCCGCCAAGUUGUCAACGUGCUAUGCCUACAUAGGCGUCGCACUUCGCUCUGCCGUCCGCAUGGGUUUGCAUCGAUCAUUUUCAGAUGCUUGCUUCAGCCCGAUCGAAGCUGAGACACGGAAGCGACUGUUCUGGGUGAUACAGCGCAUGGACACCUACGUCGGUGCUUUGCUAGGAUUGCCCCAUUCUUUGAGCGAAGAUGAAAUCGAUCAAGAUUUGCCACUUGAAGUCGACGAUCAGUACAUCACCGAACAGGGCAUACAACCUCAACCGCAAGGUCAAAUAGCUCUCAUGGCUGCUUCAAAUGCACAUGUGAAGCUGGUGCAGAUACUUGACAAGAUUGUCAAGUACGUAUAUCCAUUAAAGGCUGCCGGAACGAAUUCGCAGGGAGAGCCAAUGAAAUCGUACAGUGUCAGUUACGCUAAGAUACUUGAGAUCGAGAGAGAUUUGAAGAAUUGGCAGGACGAGCUGCCUAUGGGUCUCAAGCCGGGCGGAGACGCCCCAGUGCGGAUAAUGAGAGUACAACAUCUUCUCCGAAUGGGUUACGCUCAUGCCCAAAUGAUGCUCUAUCGCCCCUUCCUUCAUUACGUGUCGCAUACAUGCAAGUCUAGAGUCGUCGAUAAACGCUCAUACGCAUGCGCGGCAGCGUGUGUAAGUGUGUCGCGAAACAUUGUUCACAUUGCUUGCGAGAUGAGACGCAAAGGUUUAUUGGCUGGUGCUUACUGGUUCACAAUGUAUACGACAUUCUUCGCUAUCCUUUCCCUGGUGUUCUACGCCCUUGAGAAUCCAGAUAACGAUGCAAGUCAGGACGUCUUGCGAGUGGCAACCGAAGGCAAGGAGACGCUGCAAAAGCUUGCCAAGCGCAGCAUGGCAGCCGACCGCUGCUCUGCGACAUUACAGGCCUUGUUCGAACAGCUUCCCGAUCGCAUGCGACGAUCUCGCACCAGCUCAACUGCGGUCAAGAAGCGCAAACAGGACGCAGCAUCAUAUGGCUCUGCUUUUGAUGGAGCAAUGCAUAAUGGAAACACGCCGGAAGGCCUAACGCCUUCAAGGGCAAACACAUUUCCUCACGUACGAUCUAAAAGCGUGGAUAGAAAAGCUAGCGCCCAAGGAGGCUUGCCGCGCUCUGAAACUAUAGGGUUUCCGAAUUCAAGUACAACUAAUUUCUACGACCUACUCCAUUCGAACGCCGCCGAUGGAGUUCCAACGCCACCAUUAGCAACUGGAUUUUCGCAACGUCAUGAGUCAUUUCCAGCAUCCCCGCCCGUAGGCAACGACAAAAAUUUUCCGCUGACAGACAUAUCCGCCGUCAUGUUUCCGUCUGCCGACCCGGUAGAAUACCCCAAUCAGAGCUCGUCGACCGGACAGUCGUAUGAGAAUAUCCUGAAGAGCCUUGCGACAGACCCGUCCUUUCCAUUCCCCACCACUCUGAACGAGCUCAAGAUGCAGCGAGCCGCCGGAUCGGGCAUGUUCAUCCCCCCAAGCUCAACAUUCAUGUUCGACGACGGGGAUCCGAGCGAGCAAAGCCAGAUGUACGACAACGACGUGCAGCUGCUCGGCCCCAUGCCGGCGUACAUGAUGCAAGGCUCGUCAUUCGCGCAGCAGAACGGCGCCAACGGCAGCCCCGGCGGCGUCCACACCCCGUCCAACUUCACGUCCAACUUCCUGAGCCAGUCGGGAAGCCAGUUAUUCGAACAGGGAGCACAGCACGGCGUCGCCACCGUCAACCUGGACAAUCUGCUGACGGGCGAGGAGUGGGGCAACUUCCAGCAGAACUCGGGCUACGCAGCGGCCAUGUCGCAGACGUUCGCGCCUCACUCGCUGCCCUUGAAGGGGCUCGCGGAGGGCCACCACAACAACCACCAGCAACGGCAGCAGCCAGCGAGCGUGCCGCCGUCAAAUGCAAGCACCGAUCUGAACUCGGCCCGGACCAGCUCCGAUUUCAACGACCGCGCCCAGUUCGUGAAGAACGUGUCUUUCGAGGAGCUCAACCCGGGCGUUUUAGGCUGGAACUUGGGCAACUUCUGAGCCGCGCGCCCUCGAUGAUGUUAAUGAUGAUGACAGCAACGACGUGAAAGGGGAUAGCCCAGUUACAAAGCCCUCUUCUUUUCUUCUUUUUCUUCUUCUUCUUCUUUUUUUUUUUUUUUUU